Mesocestoides corti is the source of this 333-nucleotide messenger RNA. Lineage: Eukaryota; Metazoa; Platyhelminthes; Cestoda; Cyclophyllidea; Mesocestoididae. The record is from the annotation of a GenBank genome assembly.
AUGGAGGAUGUUUUAGGUCGCUCCCUUUCAAAAAAGGAACUUAAACUUGAAUUGACUGUGAAACAAAAGGACGAACUUAAGUGCGCUUUCGACCUUUUGGACGAGUCCGGUGUGGGAACUAUUGACAUAACUGAUAUUGGUGUACUAGAUUUCAGUGGGUUUCUUAGUGUGAUGACAGAAACAAUGUUGUCUAAAUAUUCCGAUGAGGAAAUUAAAAAGGCAUUCCAACUGUACAGUCUAAGUGACCGUGGAUAUCUGGAAAUUGGUGAUGUUAAACGUGUUGCGCAACAGUUAGGUGAAGAAAUAUCUGAGGAGGAAUUGCAGGUUUCUUAG